Messenger RNA from Trichechus manatus latirostris (Florida manatee), 4582 nucleotides. It is a transcript of the gene RTEL1, whose product is annotated as regulator of telomere elongation helicase 1. The transcript has 35 exons. Gene Ontology annotation, biological process: DNA replication; negative regulation of DNA recombination; DNA repair. The coding region runs from base 317 to 4222 and encodes 1301 amino acids. The record is from RefSeq and is a predicted model, not a curated record. Gene Ontology annotation, molecular function: DNA helicase activity; ATP binding; hydrolase activity, acting on acid anhydrides, in phosphorus-containing anhydrides. Lineage: Eukaryota; Metazoa; Chordata; Mammalia; Sirenia; Trichechidae. Gene Ontology annotation, cellular component: nucleus.
GCGGACCCCUCGACCUAGGGAGCGGUUCCCGCCGGGAGCGCCGCGCCGCGGACCGGAAGUGUUCCCGGAAGUGCAGCGCUCUUUGGCGGCGCGUUUCAGCCCGCGAAGUCGGAAACGACUGACAGCGGAGGAGCGGGUGGCGGCGCUCCGCCCGGAAUUGGGGUUGCCGUGGAGAACAACAUUCUGUCCCCUUUCCACCCCGACAUCGCUUGCCCGCAGUGACUGAGAUCUGAGAUGUUCGUAGGAGGUUUUGUCUCUCAGACGUGAACAGCGUGCCUGUCGGCCCGUCUCUGUGCCCUCCUGAGGAACAGCCAGCAUGCCCAAGGUCAUCCUGAACGGUGUGACAGUGGAUUUCCCGUUCGAGCCAUACAGAUGCCAGCAGGAGUACAUGGCCAAGGUCUUGGAGUGUCUGCAGAAGAAAGUGAAUGGCAUCCUGGAGAGCCCCACGGGCACGGGGAAGACGCUUUGUCUCCUCUGCACCACGCUGGCCUGGCGGGAGCACCUUCGAGACACCAUCUCUGCCCGCAAGAUUGCUGAGCGGGCACAAGGGGGGCUGUUCCUCAACCAGGCCUUGUCAUCCUGGGGGAGCGCCGCUGCUGGAGACACCCCAGCUUCCUACGUGGACAUCCCAAAGAUCAUUUAUGCUUCCAGGACCCACUCGCAGCUCACGCAGGUCAUUGGCGAACUUCGCAGUACCUCCUACCGGCCCCGGGUGUGUGUGCUGGGCUCCCGGGAGCAGCUGUGCAUUCACCCUGAGGUGAAGAAGCAGGAGAGUAACCACAUGCAGAUCCAUCUGUGCCGCAGGAAGGUGGCGAGCCGCUCCUGCCAUUUCUACAGCAACGUAGAAGAGAAAAGUCUGGAACAGGAGCUGGUCACCCCUAUCCUGGACAUUGAGGACCUGGUCAAGAGUGGGAGCUGUCACAAGGUUUGCCCGUAUUACCUCUCUCGGAACCUGAAGCAGCAAGCCGACAUCAUCUUUAUGCCGUACAAUUACUUGUUGGACCCCAAGAGCCGCAGGACACACGGCAUUGACCUGAAGGGGACGGUGGUGAUCUUUGACGAAGCUCACAAUGUGGAGAAGAUGUGUGAGGAGUCUGCAUCCUUCGACCUGACCCCCCACGACUUGGCUUCUGGACUGGACGUCAUAGACCAGGUUCUGGAGGAGCAGACCAAGGCCGCGCAGCAGCGUGAACUCUACCUGGAGCCUGACGUGGGCCUGGCUGGCUCGGGGCUGAACAUGGAGCUGGAGGACAUCGCGAAGCUGAAGAUGAUUCUGCUUCACUUGGAAGAGGCCAUUGAGGCCAUUGAGCUGCCAGGAGACAGUGGCGUCACCAAGCCAGGGAGCUACAUCUUCGAGCUGUUUGCUGAAGCCCAGAUCACGUUUCAGACCAAGAGCUGCAUCCUGGACUCGCUGGACCAGGUCAUCCAGCACCUGGCGGGCCGUGCCGGGGUGUUCACCAACACAGUGGGACUUCAGAAGCUCUUGGACAUCAUCCAGAUGGUCUUCAGCACCGACUCACCUGAGGGCGGCCCUGGCUCAGGUGGGGGACAAGGGGCUUCCAAGUUCUACAAGGUGCACAUCCACCCCGACACCAGCCAGCGCCAGAGAGCGCAGAGGUCGGAUGCCUGGAGUGUGGCGGCCACCAGGAAGCAAGGGAAGGUGCUGAGCUACUGGUGCUUCAGCCCCGGCCACAGCAUGCAAGAGCUUGUGUGCCAGGGUGUCCGCUCGCUCAUCCUCACCAGCGGCACGCUGGCCCCUGUGUCCUCCUUUGCCCUGGAGAUGCAGAUCCCUUUCCCAGUCUGCCUGGAGAACCCCCAUGUCAUUGACAAGCACCAGAUCUGGGUGGGGAUCAUCCCCAAAGGCCCUGAUGGGGCCCAGCUGAGCUCCGCGUUUGACAGACGGUUUUCUGACGAGUGCCUGUCCUCGCUGGGGAAGGCCGUGGGCAACCUUGCCCGCGUGGUGCCUCACGGACUGCUGGUCUUCUUCCCGUCCUACCCCGUCAUGGAGAAAAGCCUGGAGUUCUGGCGGGCCCACGACUUCGCCCGGAGGAUUGAGGAGCUAAAGCCGAUGUUUGCAGAGCCCAGGAGCAAAGGCAGCUUCUCCGAGGUCAUUGAUGCUUACUACGCCAAGGUCGCCUCUCCAGGUUCCAGCGGGGCCACCUUCCUAGCUGUGUGCCGGGGGAAGGCCAGUGAGGGGCUGGACUUUGCAGACAUGAAUGGCCGUGGUGUGAUCGUCACGGGCCUCCCGUAUCCCCCACGCAUGGACCCCCGCAUCGUCCUCAAGAUGCAGUUCUUGGAUGAGAUGAGGGGCCAGAGUGGAGCCAGGGACCAGUUCCUCUCCGGACAAGAGUGGUACCGGCAGCAGGCGUCCAGGGCUGUGAACCAGGCCAUCGGGCGGGUGAUCCGGCACCGCCAGGACUAUGGGGCUGUCUUCCUUUGUGACCAUAGGUUCGCCCAUACUGACGCCAGAGCCCAGCUGCCGUCCUGGGUGCGUCCAUUUGUCCAGGUGUACAACAGCUUUGGCCCCGUCAUCCGGGACGUGGUCCAGUUCUUCCGUGUUGCUCAAAGAAUGAUGCCUGUGCCCACCCCCCGGGCUGCUGCCCCAGACCCAGCCCUGGGAGAUGGUGCCAUCACGGGGGCCGUGCUGCCUGGCCCCCUGCUCCGAACCAGGAGUGCCAAGAGUCUGGAUGUGCAUGUGCCCAGCCUGCAGCAGAGGCCUGCAGGGUCACUGGCCGCUGGGGAUGCCGAGAGCAGUGUGUACCUGGAGUAUGAGCGGGAGCUGGUGCUGGCCCAGCGGAGGCCCGUGGGGCUGCUGGCCGCCCUGGAGCACAGCGAGCAGCAGGCCGGGGGGCUCGGGGACGAGGCCCAUCCCGGGGAGGAGGCACACCACCACUCCACCCUGUCCCUGCAGCAGGAGAAGAGACAGGCGGAUGAGCAGAAAGGGUGCAGGAAGAGGAUUAAGCUUGUCAGCAGCUCGGAGGUGCAGGAGCCGGCGUCUGGUGGGCAGGUGGACAGAGCUAAGUUAUUCAUGGUGGCUGUGAAGCAGGCCCUGAGCCAGGCCAGCUUCGACACCUUCACGCGGGCCCUGAGGGACUACAAGGGCUCCGACGACCUCACCGCCCUGGCUGCCUGCCUCGGGCCCCUCUUCGCGGACGACCCCAGGAAGCAUAGCCUGCUCCGAGGGCUCUACCAGUUUGUGCGCCCUCACCACAAGCAGCAGUUUGAGGAGGCCUGCCUCCAGCUGACAGGCCAAGGCUGCGGCUACCGGCUGGAGCACAGCCUUCCUCGAGGGCAGCGAGUGCAGCCAGCCCCCGGCCCCAGCGGAAGGUGGGAGCCUGACCCCAAGUUGACUGAGGGCGCAGCCAGGCAUCUGGAUCCCAGAGGGCACCUGAACCAGGGUGGGCCCCACCUGGCCACCAGGCCUCCUGCCACAGGAGAACCCAGCAGCCGCCUGGGAUCAGGCCAGCGGGGCCGGUCCGCCGCGACUGCCUACCUGGCAGAUGCCCGAAAGGCCCUGGGAUCUGAAGGCUGCUGCCAGCUCCUGGCAGCGCUGACCACAUACAAGAAGGACGACGACUAUGAGAAAGUGGUGGCCGUGGUGGCUGCGCUCACCACUGCCAAGCCUGAGGACUUCCCACUGCUGCAGAGAUUUGGCAUGUUUGUGCGCCCGCACCACCAGCAGCGGUUCCGGCAGAUGUGGACAGACCUGACGGGCCAGCCCGCCCCAGGUGGGGGCACGGAGCCCCCGGGAGCCACGGACGCCAGCCCUGCCAGGCCUCCUGGCCUUGAGCCCGCUCACGGGGCCGGGGUACCUGCCAGACUGGGCCUCCCGCAGUCUGAGAAACCAGACAAAGUCCAGAGCAAGACUUCUUCCUGCUGGGAACAGAGGCCGGCCGAGAGCAUGGCAGCCGAUGCUGUCCCCCCAGGGCCCAGCCAGGCGCUCCCUGGGCCCCCCUGUGGCCAGUCAGAGUCCCCGUGGGGUCGGUCAGGGGAGGGGGCCUGUGCCGAGGCCCCGGUGCACCCACAGUCCCGUGUGGAGGGUCCCACGUGCUCCGGCUGUGGGGCAGAGGAUGAGGUGACCUUCCGGUGCCCUGACUGCGACUUCCACCGCUGCCAGGCCUGCUGGCGCCAGCACCUCCAGGCCUCUAGAACCUGCCCAGCCUGUCAUGCCGCCGCCAGGAAGCAAAGCCUCUCGCAGGUCUUCUGGGCAGUGUCCCCGUGAGCUCCCCAUGCUGAGGGACCCUGCUCCAACACUUACCUCUCUGGCCCGCUCUGGCUUGGACCCAGCACCAGCAUCUCUUUGAACAAGAACCCACAGGACAGUGGGCUGGGCCCACCACGGGCCUCAGGCAGGUGGGGUGGCAAGGUGGCCCGGGGCCACCCUGGGGUCUGUGGUCACCAGAAGGGUCUCCCCAGAACACUGUCUGGAUGCCAGCUUGCGCUGGAACCCCCAGGGGUUUCACAUCUGAGCCCAGGCCUGGAAGGAGGGGAGCAGGCGGUCAUCCUUUAGGGGUGCUCACUGGCCCCUUGUGUGUGACCCCUGCCUGCCUUUGAUGGCCGGAACUCCUCUGAAUAAAGCUGU